UAUAUGAAUUAAAUACCUGAAAACAAACACGUAUUUGAUAGUAAUAUAUUAUAUCAAUACAGUAAAACGCCAGCCAUUUAUAUUAUAGGUUUAGCGAUCACACGCAGAGAAACGGAUCAUACUAUCAGCUAGUAUAAAACUUGUGAGCGUGUAUACACACAGUCGCCCUUUACACACAGUAGUAAAUAUCGCGCGCUAAUAUCCGGCAUGUUUAUUCGCAGGUUAUGUUGUGAAAGAAAGACGGAUUUCUUCAUUGUUUUGGACUAAAGGAAGUUGAUUUUAUCGGAACAAAAGAGAUAUUACUCUUGUGUGAAGCAAUGGGCAGUUUGUGAGCGUGAUUCGAGGAUACAGGAGUCGUAUACGAUUAAAUAUCGUCGUGACACACAUCGCGUAAUCUAAACAAGAAUGCGAUAAAGCCAGACCCAUAAUGCAUUGCGGUGCGUUCCCGCAUGCGUGAUUUUAUUAAGUCGUGUCAAUAUCUGUAUGUAUGGGAAGUAAAAAGAACUAAAUAUAUAUCGUUGUUUAUGGUAUGGACGGUGACUAUAAUUUUGGAAAACUUGUAUAAAAUGGCUUCUUCUCGUUGGGUUGAUCAUGAAAGCGCUCGGACGUGGAUAUUAUCGAUAAUUGAUCAACUACGUCAGAGGAAAGCUAGACCUGAUUUGGAGCGUAUUUGUCAUUUUGUGGAGAGAAAACAUGGGUUAGAUCGUAAGGAUGCGGAAGCGCAUUUAGAAAAACUUGUAGACGACGGAACUGUGAUUAAAGUUGUAUAUAAACGUGGAACAAGCUACAGAAACGCCACAAAGGCCAAGAAACGAGCUUAUGUGUCAAAUGUGCUAAAUUCUAAAGGGGCUAGUCAACGAAUAAAUGAAGCGAUCAAUGCGCUCCUAGACAAAAGACGCUAUCACAGUUUGGAUACCGAAAGUACACACAGUAGCAAUGGGGGCGAAAAUGUGGACGAAAAGGAAAACGAAAGUUCUGCAAAAUGGACAGAGAAUGACGGCGUUAGCUCCACGGAUAUUGAGCUGUGGAUAGCAUCUAAACAUGGGGACAUUGGGCCCUACCCGAUUCACUGGUUGUUGCAGCGGGAGGUGGAUGCAGGAAACGUUACACUACUUAAAAACGGCAACUUCCUGCUAAGAACGGAAUCGGAUUCCCCGGACUCCCCAGAAGCUGAAGAGGACGUUACGCCGCAGCCGCCUCCCCCAGCUGUCGUGUCCAAACGGGGUCGGCCCCCUAAACGGAAACACGAUAGUAUGGUUCGCAGUCUCAGCUGGGCGGAAACCGGAAGUGGCGACGGCGGCAAGUUGACGGCGAUUUCGGUUGUGGAACCUGAGAGCGCCCCGUUACCGGAAAUGCCCCCGCAUCUGUGCGAUUUCUGCCAGCAGACGUCCGAAAACAACAAACGUGGGGAGCGGGAAGAGCUGCUCUUUUGCAAAGACUGUAACGCGAAAGCGCACCCAUCCUGUAUGAACUACUCACCGGAACUAGCGGCUCGGGCUCGGAACACUGACUGGCAGUGUAUUGACUGUAAAGUCUGCUGUCUAUGCACGGAUCCCGACGACCCGGACCUGAUGUUGUUUUGUGACGCGUGUGACAAGGGUUACCACAUGCAGUGUCACGUGCCGGAAGUCGUGGACAAGCCGCAAGGGAAGUGGGUGUGUAACGACUGUGUUAUGGACGGCGUCCAGAUCGAUGACGUCGAGGAAAAUGUCUUUACAAGCGUCGUGGAUAGCACCAUGAAAACAGACUCCGAAUCUCUCGCAAGUGCACGGAACGGAGAUCGGGCAUCUGAGGAAGCGGAAGAGGCGUACCCUGACGCAGCCAGCUGGGAUACUGAUGACGUAGCCAGGUUCUUCCGGGGAAAGGGAUUUCCCGACCAGGCCGAUUCGUUCAAAGAACAGGAGAUUGACGGUCAAUCACUGCUGCUGCUCAAGAGAUCUGACGUUCUUCAAGGGCUGUCACUCAAACUUGGCCCCGCCCUCAAGAUCUACAAACACGUGAUGAAACUCCAGACCACGGGAAUCUCGAACACGUGACCCACCUAGUAGUCACAUGACUUUAAACUGUUCGCUGAUGAAUGAACAAAAUAGUUUUGAACUAAUCAGACAUUGAAACAUUUGAUAUUCCGGUGAAGAACUUUACAUGGUUCUCAUUGCCUUGCGAGUGUUUGAUUUGGAUGUAAGGAUGUUCAAAUCAUAACGAAGGGCAGUACAGCAGAGAUUGCUGUAAUCUUACCUACGGUGGGUAGGAAUGUUUGCUACUAACGUUUCCGAUGUUGGUUCCCGCCGUACGUGCAGUGAAAGCACGAUGUAAAUAAGAACGUUUGCAAACGUUAGCUAACAUAAGCGACAGUCAACCUUAAAACUUAACACAUGGCAGAUUAAGUUAAGCAAGUCGUGAGAACUGACGACACAUUGCAUAUCAAUUACGAUUCCACCGUUUAAGAUCGGCACAAAUUUUGUCCUAUUUGUAUAAUGUUGUCAAUCAGGUUGUAUAGCUAUCACUUCGCGUGUAUACCUUAAUUUAAGGCAGCCAAGCGCAAAUGCUUCUUUGAUCCUAGUAAAAUACAAAAUGGUGAUACACUUCUUUUUCUGCACAUGUUUUUACAUAAACCGUGCUAAAAAUAAAGGCGCACGAUAUAGCUUAAUUCUUAUAGUUUUAUUUUAAUGCAUUUUCAUGUUUAACGCAUUUGACUUUAAUGAGCAGAGCAAAUGAAACUGUGAUUUGUGUAUAGAUAGAAAAACAUUAACGAUAUAUUGGCGCUUGUCUUAAAUGGGGAAUGGCAGGCCACGUACCUAUCAAUAUAAAAAUAUAUAUAUAAAAAGGCUUACAAUUAUGCCUUUAUAUGUAAAUUACAUUAAAAUUUAUUUGACACAGAAAUAGAAAGCCCACAUUUCUUAACUUGUUGUAUAAGUGAAGUUUCUCCGAUUUCGAAUUUGAUAUUUGUAUUGCUUUUAUACUUUAUACAUUUUCGUCGAAUAGAUAACUUUUUUUAAAAUGAACCUGGCUGCCUUUAAAAAACGUUAGUCCAAUCUAAGACAAAACUUACUGAUGACCAUUAUUAUUGUCACAUAUGCAAAUAUUAAAGUGUGUAUGUGUGUGUAUGUGUUUUUUUGAAAAGCAACACAUCAGUUGUGCUGAUGAAAGUUUAGCAUGUUUUGACAUACAGUGGAACACCGUUGGCUCGAACUCACAGGGACCGGCGAAAAUACAUCGAGGCUCGGAAAAUCGAGCCAAUCGGGAUUGAUAACCUUAAGUAUAAAGAAAUCGGCCCUUUACAUCCAAUUCCAGCCACCGACAUAAUCGAGCCAAGCGAUUUCGAGCCAACGGGGUUUGUCUGUAUUUGUAUUCCAUGAUUGUCUAUGCAUAUUCAUGAAUUUAAUAUUGUUAUACGAGAUUCCGUUUACUUGUAUCUUGUUUUUCUGCUCAAGUUAAUAAAACGUUUUUGUUUAA
Molecule: messenger RNA, 3453 nt
Organism: Mya arenaria
Lineage: Eukaryota; Metazoa; Mollusca; Bivalvia; Myida; Myidae
Product: histone acetyltransferase KAT6B-like
Exons: 8
Coding region: 450-2036 (528 amino acids)
Molecular function (GO): DNA binding; protein binding
Source: RefSeq, a predicted model, not a curated record